Messenger RNA from Emiliania huxleyi CCMP1516, 440 nucleotides. RefSeq lists its product as hypothetical. NCBI's taxonomy places the organism in Eukaryota, Haptophyta, Isochrysidales, Noelaerhabdaceae. Gene Ontology annotation, cellular component: nucleus; cytoplasm. The transcript has a single exon. Gene Ontology annotation, molecular function: protein binding. The record is from RefSeq and is a predicted model, not a curated record. The annotation marks the transcript as partial.
GUCGAGCGGUACGGCGCGCCGCUGCGAGUCGAGCCGAGCCCGGUCGGCCUCACGCCGCUGCAGGAGGCGGCGCGGCUCGGCUGCCUGCAGGUCGUGCGCUACGUGCUUCAGGCGCAGGGCGUCGACCACGCGGCGAUCAACCACCGCUCGCCGUCCACGGGCUGCUCCGCCCUGAGCGACGCGGCGAUGCGGGGCCACGCGGGCGUCGUCUCGCUGCUGCUCGCCGCUGGCGCGCAGGUCGACGCGCCGCGCAAGGACGGCAAGACGGCGCUGCACUGCGCCGCCGAGCAGGGCCACGCCGCGGUGGUGCGACAGCUGUUGCGCGCGGGCGCCGACCCGCUCGCCAGGGAGGAGGAGGGGCGCACGCCCGCCGAGCUCGCGGAGGUGUGGCACGAGGACGCGCGCGCGUUCCUGCUCGCCGCCGAGGAGCACCAGGGACA